Molecule: messenger RNA, 2368 nt
Organism: Lingula anatina
Lineage: Eukaryota; Metazoa; Brachiopoda; Lingulata; Lingulida; Lingulidae
Source: RefSeq, a predicted model, not a curated record
GAGAGGACGCAGUAAACAAGGGAAUUUCGCGUGCUGUAGUGUCCGAAGCAGGCGUUCUUUCGUGUUUAGAAGAGGAAAUUUGUUGGAAAACCUUGUGAUCUUUUAAUGAUGUCGCACAGCCGAGGACCAAACUUUUUGACACUCGCAGGAGGAAUAUUGUUGUGUUUUCUUCUGCGUGGAACAAAAGUUGAAGCUACAUACGACACAUCGCGCUGUCCCUCUCGCAUACGCUUCGAACACGACGUCUUCAACUUCGGGGAGCGCUGCUACCAGUUCGUGAACAGCGAGAAGUACUGGUCGGAUGCUCAGGCCUGGUGCCAGCAGCGCGGGGGCAGACACGUGGAGAUCCACGACCAGGCAACGAUGAACUUUAUCUCGGAGGUGUUGUCCACGGUGCUGUCAUCGUCCUGGAGGAAUAACGGCAUCUGGAUAGGACUGAGGAGGAGUGGGAGUGCAUGGGCGUGGUCAUCAGGGCACGCUUUGGUCUACACAAACUGGAACUCUGGGCAGCCGUCAAGUAACCAGAACCAUCCGUGCUCCAUCCUGAGGAGAGAGCAUGGAUGGAAAUGGGUAGACAGCCACUGUACCCAUUUUUUCUACCAGUACAAAUUUAUAUGCAUGUACGACAUGAUUCCGACGACUACCACCUCAACAACAACUACAACCACUACCCCGACAACGACAACAGCUACACCGACAACAACAACUACACCGACAACAACAACAACUACAACAACAACAACUACACCGACAACAACAAUAACCACGCCGACAACAACAUCAGUAGCACCUACCACGAUAACCGCCACUACCCCAAAUACAUCCACCACUCCGGCAACAAUAAGCAACGAAAACACAACCGUCUCUUCAACCAGAGGCCCUACCCCCACUACUAUUACUACAAAGCGUGGUACUUCUUCUACGCCAUCUACAACGAAAUCUGAAGAAAAGUUCCCAACAUCAACAACUGUGAAGUCUGAUAAGCCAGGGGGCGCAAAUGCAGCAGCCGUUCAGCAACAGGAGCAGAAUAACGAAGGUUUGACAAUUGGGCUGACGGCAACCGCCGCUGUUCUGGUUAUACUGGUUGUACUGGUCUUAGUCUUCGUGCUCUUCAGACGCAGAUUAAACUCGAAAAAAGCACAAGAGCCAGAGCCUCUAUGGACUCAUAACGUCACUGACGACGGAGAGGGCAUGAACGCGCGGUUCUCCAAUCCGAUGUACGGGGGUGCCCUACCGACCGACCUGGGGGCCGCGGGUCCCGCACAGGAGAACUUUUACGCCGAAUUGGGCGACCCGAACCCAUACGACGAAAUAAAAAAUCCCACAUCUUUUGGUGAAAAUGCCAAACUUGAAUUAAAAGAGGACGAUGUGGAUGAUUUAAAGGUCGGUCUGUCCAAUGACGGAUACAUGACGAUGAAGGCACAAGCGAAUGCGGAUGAUGCUAAUAAUUUGGUGUAAAUGUUAACAAAAUAGUGAUGACAUUUGCAACUGGAAAUUCUUGAAUGUUGUGUUGACUUAUCGCCCGAGUCAAAUAAAACCAUUUCUAGCUUCUUUAGAAGGAUCGAAAAAGAAAUAGACACAGAACCCCCUGACGUGUACCAACACAACGCGAUUUUAUGGUCGUUUAGAAAUCCAGGCCUAUCCUUUUUAUGCUAAAUUACACAACGGGGUGUAGGAGACACAUUCCGCCGUGAUAUCAAAGAAAUAACUGCUUGUAAACUGAGGUAAUCGGUGAAUUUUUUUGUUGCCGUGACAGUUUUUAGAAAGAACCAUUUUCAAAGGUUUAAGGGAUUUUUUCACAAUAUAUCUUGCCAAAAGAGUAAAAGAUUUAAACUAUCAGAUUCCAUCAGUGAGGGAGGCUCAGCGAAUCCAGCUUCUAAACCCUUGGACUGUUCUCGGGCUGUCCAUCACUAUGACGCGCAAUAUCGUCUUCACGAGCCGUCACUGAGGGGUAUUAUUUAGGGGGCGGUGCCGCCAUAAGGGAUCAACAGGACGUAUUGUUAAGUACAUCUUAUAGCCACUUUUCAUGUCACGAAUCUCUGUAGACUAUGAUGUAAUAGAGCAGUGCCAGUCAGCCACACCCAGGGUGAUUGGGCUCUACCUUGCCACACGAACAUUAUAUCUUCGCUAUUGUGAUGUGUUGAGCCCAGUGCUUUUUUUUUCUUGUUUGUGAAAAGUGUUUUGAAUAUCUUGCCAUUAUGAAUCUCCAUGGAUCCACAGGUCAGUGUACAUAGGGUAAGGUGCGUGGAGAAGACGUUUCUAAUGUAACAUUAUCCUCUGUCGCACCACUGUCAGCGGUCCUAUGACAUAUACAUGACUCAUAUUUUUAUUUUCUGCGACGUAAAAGGAAUGGAUGGACCCUUGGGAA